Molecule: messenger RNA, 4015 nt
Organism: Pangasianodon hypophthalmus (striped catfish)
Lineage: Eukaryota; Metazoa; Chordata; Actinopteri; Siluriformes; Pangasiidae
Product: hippocalcin-like protein 1
Exons: 4
Coding region: 465-1046 (193 amino acids)
Molecular function (GO): calcium ion binding
Source: RefSeq, a predicted model, not a curated record
UGGCGUCCGUUUAAACUUGUUGAGUCGAUUGCAGGAGGCAGUGCAGUGGAAUCAGCAGCAGUCAAGCGCGCGCUCUGUGACAUUUUCAGACCUUUUCUCGCAGCUCUGUCUGUCUGAAAGCAGUUCAAACCAUCACGACUGUUUUUCUCGCUUCUCUGCCUUUGCGCUUUCUUGGACUUUUCCUGUAGGACUUGCACAUGUGCCCACGCCUGGCGUAGUAAACGAGAGGCGACCUGUGUUUUGUGUGUUUGUAAGGGAGUUUUCAUUGUUUUCCCUGUUUUUUUUUUUUUUUUGCAUCUCUUAAAUUAAAAGGAUCAUCCACAGUGGAGCUGAGUGUGAGGUGUGAGGAGAUAAGAGGAAGAAGACAGAGGAGAAGACUGAACACAGCAGAGCACUGUGAAGAGAGAGAGAGAGAGAGAGAAGAGGAGAGAAAGGCCUGAGAGGCAUUCAUUUACUUGGGCGUCAUGGGGAAACAGAACAGCAAGCUGCGGCCAGAGGUGCUCAACGAUCUGCGUGAGAACACCGAGUUCAGCGAGCAUGAGCUGCAGGAGUGGUAUAAGGGCUUCCUGAAGGACUGCCCCACAGGUCACCUCAGUGUGGACGAGUUCAAAAAAAUCUACGCCAAUUUUUUUCCAUACGGAGACGCCUCCAAAUUUGCCGAGCAUGUCUUCCGAACAUUCGACACUAAUGGUGAUGGGACUAUUGACUUCAGAGAGUUCAUCAUCGCACUGAGUGUGACGUCACGAGGAAAGCUGGAGCAGAAGCUGAAAUGGGCCUUUAGUAUGUAUGACCUGGAUGGCAACGGCUACAUCAGCCGAGCAGAGAUGCUGGAAAUCGUACAGGCAAUCUAUAAGAUGGUUUCUUCUGUGAUGAAGAUGCCAGAGGACGAGUCCACUCCAGAGAAGAGAACUGAUAAGAUUUUCAGACAGAUGGACACCAAUAAAGAUGGAAAGAUUUCUCUGGAGGAGUUUAUUAAAGGUGCAAGGAGCGACCCCUCGAUCGUCCGCCUCCUCCAGUGUGACCCGAGCAGCGCCAGUCAGUUCUGAGCAGAACAACCACAGUGCGCUCUCAUAGUGUUCACUCCAGUCCAAAGUGAACAUGGUAAGUGUUUAUGUAAGCGUAAGAAUGUGGUUGUUGUAUUAUCACAUUUACUAACUUGUCAGUGGCAUUAGGGACCAAUUUUGAUAUGUGAAUGCUAAAUAAAGGCCAGUGAGCACUUAUAUCAUUCCUAUUACCGGUCACUUAGACUAAAAACUACCACUUGUUAUGGACUAGGAAUAUAGUGUUGUGUAUAUUGUGUAGGUGUGUGUUAUAACAGCAGGCUAUAAUGGGAAAUGUUUAAAGAAAAGCAGCACUGUUUGGGAUUAUGUUCAUUUUGAUGAGCAAUGCAUGAUCAGCCCUGAAACUAGGGGCCUUUAUUUUAUUUUAAAUAAAGAGACUAAUUUGUGUGUCAUCUACUAAACUGCACACUGAGCUGGUGGGUGUGUAAUGGGUAAUUUACAAAGAAUAAUUGCAUAAAAUGAUUUUCUGUUGAUAGCCGUGGCGAGUUCAGAUCUCAGACAGACUCCCAGGAGCAUAGGAGUAUGAAAUCUAGAUGUCAAUGUCUCCACCACAUUAGUAAUGGUCAGAAUCACUCACAAACCAAUGCAAGACUAUGAAGAGGUGCAGCUCUGCCCUGACAAAAAUCAAACAAAAUUUGCUUUGUUACAGACAAGUGAUGUAAAUGCAAAUAUACAUGCAUGCUGAUUUACCCUAACUGCUAGAAACUUCGGCGAAGCAGUGGGAUGUAGACUAAACGCACAUGUACAGUGAGACAGAAAUGAUCAAAAUCAACACCUGUCUCUGUCUUGAGCAAGCAUUUUAUUACUAUUGAUACUUUUAAAUCUGCUAACACCUAUUAAAAACAACUAUAAUAGCCUAAUUUUAUCAGGUUAGAGAUUUCAAGAGUUACUUUUUAAAUCCACAUAACCAGGAACAAGCACUAACAAGAUUAUUUAAAAUCACAAAGUAUAAGCUUCAUGUAACAAUACCAAUUUAACAACACAUUGAUUAUAAAUUCAUCAAGUAACAUGAUGUAAGCUAAAGCUAAAGCUAAAGCAACAAACCCAACCUAUCUAAGUCAAAAGCACUCAAUCACAAAUCCACCUGCAAAACUAAUCUUAUCAACCUGGACAUGACCUAGCAAAUAUUCAGCACAUUCUAUUCUAUUCUAUUCUAUUCUAUUCUAUUCUAACUUGGUCUCAGUUCUUAGCUAAAGAGAAGAUCAACAGUGAUUUAAAAAAAAAACUCACCUUGUCAAUUUGCCUCAAUCUCUUGUGAAAAAUAAUUCUUUAUUCUCUUAAUCUGAAGUUUCAAUGAUUCUUAUAUAUAAAUGCUGCAUAUAUAAUGCUGUGUGCUGGGGGUUAUCAAAAAAAUUUAAUGGCUGCUCUAAACUCAACUCUAUGAAGAAAAUAAAAGAAAAAAAAGAAAGAAAAUCUGUACUCUGGAAAGAGGGGUGAAAUGUAACCAAAAAUGACAUCUGGAUUUCCUAUAUCGAUGCAGAGAACAGUAAAUCUUCACACAUAUGUAUAAUUGCCACGAUUAUGCAUAAUUGUGGAGGCAGAUAUAGAGCUAAUUAAAGGCAGUGAGACACAAAACUGAUGCAAAACAAGACUAUAGGCUCUCUUUAAACAUGGUUGGUAUUGGAGACAAAUGUGACUUUGGCAUUAUUUUCAGUCAGUGAGACAUACGCCGUGUGUGAAAUCCCAGACUGAUUCGCUUCAUACAAUGCCUUGCAUAAGCAUCCACCCGCCUUUGAAUGCAGAGAGAGUUUAAGAAUAAAUCCCUCACAACCAAUAGCAUGAUUAAGUUCUAAAUGAUGAAUGAUCUCAAGAAGUCUUCUUUUUAAUUUUCAGGUAUAAAUUGUUUUUUUUUAUUCAUUAUUUCAUGUGUUAUGUUUGAGAGUGUUUUGUGCACGUUCAUAAAUUCUGGCUGAAAAUGCAAACUUUUUUGUAGAAUCACAGUUUUUUUUCCCCACAUUAUUCUGCUUGCAAUGUGGAAUGAUCUUAUAACUGGUUUUUAUUUUAGGGUAUAAAAUUUGCUGUGUUUUUUAUUUGUAAGUGUUUUAUACAUUAAUUUAUUUUUUUUUUUAUAUUGGCAGCAUUUUGUGCGUAUUAAUAGACUUCUGCUUGACAGGUUUCUAGUACAUGGAUAUUCAUCAGCAUGUAUUAGUGUAUUUGUGAUUGUUCUUUUAUAAAAGCAAUGAUUUGAUCAUGUUUGUUUCAGACACUUACUGGUGCAUGUAUUAUGGCAAUUUUUACAUAAAUAUUGUAACUGAGAUUGCUGUAUUGAUAUUAAUAUUUUGUAUUCUAUGCCCUUAUUGUUGUUAAUGGUGCAGUUUAGGACACCGCUAUGGAAUAUAGUGAAGCCCAAUGUGAAUGUAUUUCUGCUUCUUGUUUCUCUGUUUCUCUGAAUGUAAUAAUACUCUGCCAUUCACAAAUUGAUGCAUUGUAACAGUGUGCCACAUACUAUAUCUCCCUUCAUUCCUGUUGGAUAACGAGUUUCCAUGAUGUAGAUUAUGCGUAUGCAACUUCAUCAUUUUCCAUUUCCAUCACCAUAGAAACUGUGGCUUGAUUUGUAAGAUGCUGCUUGACUAAGAUGGCUAUGGAGAUGCAUCUGACCUCGUAACUGGCCUUUUCCCAAGCUUUGUAAAAACACGCCAUCAGGAACAUGUCAAAUGAAGUCUUACUAGAAGUGUUAAGUAAAUGCUUCUAGUAAAAACAGAACCAGAAACCAAGAAAGGCAAAUCAAGUCAGAAUUUUGAUAAUCAACGUAGCAUUUAAAAUCCCUCCAUGGCAUGAAACUAGGGAAUCAUGACAUUCUGUAUUAAAAGAUGUUGUUCAUGGUUAUAACAGAUGUCUUUCAGUAUUUAUAAAGGGAACUGUAACUGUGCUGUUAAUAGAAAAGCUCUGGAGUGUUACUGUGAUUGUUCUUCUUUUGUUUCCAUUAAAAGCAUGUGCUUCCUUCUUGGAUUGAA